This is a messenger RNA of Octodon degus (degu), 2488 nucleotides long. RefSeq names its product PQ loop repeat containing 1 (gene Slc66a2). The record is from RefSeq and is a predicted model, not a curated record. The coding region runs from base 826 to 1641 and encodes 271 amino acids. Lineage: Eukaryota; Metazoa; Chordata; Mammalia; Rodentia; Octodontidae. Gene Ontology annotation, biological process: phospholipid translocation; retrograde transport, endosome to Golgi. The transcript has 6 exons. Gene Ontology annotation, cellular component: endosome; trans-Golgi network.
CAGGAAUGGUGUUGGUGAAGCUGUGGGCUCCGCUGACUGUGCCACUUUCAGGCAGCCAGCAUACAUCCUGAGAUCAGGUGAUACUAUCAGGAAUUCCUCUGUUCUGUAAAUGUGCCUCCUGUGGUUGACCUCAUAUAAUUGAGGAGUGGAGAAGAGUCUCAUCAAAUUGUGGAGUGCAGACGCCAGUCCAGGCGCAGUGAAAUGGUGGUCAAUAAAUUUGUCUGCCAAACGCUGACCUCGAUGACGGCCUGUGGGCAGCUGUGCUUGGAAAUGAGUGGGUGUCUGCUGGGUCACUGCGAGGGUAGUGUCCUAGGCUCGGUGCUGGCUGUGGCGACAGGACACCCUCCAGACACCCAGGGCCUAAGUCCUUCGCUUUUGUGGCCGCUCACCGGGUCUACACCGCCUCUCCGGAGCUGGGGCUGCUGCUGAAGAAGCCACGUGGACACCUGGCCGGAAGGUAUUUCUCAACCUUGGCCGCCCAGGCAGGGCCCAGCAUCACCGCGCUUUCUUCCGCCUCGCCCUCAGUGGGGACAAGCACGCAGGCUUCCCUGAAGCGCGCUAAGACCCUGCAGCCCAGCAGCACCGCCCCGAGGCCCGAGGGGGCGGGGCUCACCAUUGUGACAUCACCGGGGCGGGGCUCCGUGCGCAGAUGGACGUGCGGGCGCGGGGAAGGCAUCGCUUAGGCCCGGAUGCUGGAGAACUAACUGCUUAGGCUAGCGACCGCAAUGUGGAGGUGACCGGCAGCGUGAGGAUCCGGAGCCAGUGAGCGCGCAGGGCUUGGCCAGGUGGACGCCCGCCAGCCGGCGGGGCAGUCCGGAGCUCAGCAUGGAGGCCGAAGGCUUGGGCUGGCUUCUGGUUCCGCUGCAUCAGCUGGUCUCCUGGGGGGCCUCUGGGGCCAUAGUCUUUGGAGGGGUGGUGCCGUACAUCCCGCAGUACAGGGAUAUCCGGAGGACACAGAAUGCCGACGGUUUCUCAACUCAUGUGUGUCUGGUGCUACUGGUGGCCAAUAUUUUACGGAUCCUCUUCUGGUUUGGAAGGCACUUUGAGUCUCCCCUCCUUUGGCAGAGCAUAAUCAUGAUCCUGACCAUGUUGCUGAUGCUGAAACUCUGUACUGAGGUCCGCGUGGCAAAUGAGCUGAACAUAAAACGCCGCUCCUUUGCAGCUGCAGACAGUAAGGAUGAAGAACUCAAAGUUCCUCCCAAACGGUCCUAUCUGGACUUUGAUCUGCACCACUUCUGGCACUGGAGCAGCUUCGCUGACUAUGUGCAGUGUGUCCUGGCCUUCACAGGUGUGGCGGGCUAUAUCACCUACCUGUCCAUCGACUCAGCUGUGUUUGUGGAGACGCUGGGCUUUCUGGCCGUGCUGACCGAGGCCAUGCUGGGUGUGCCACAGCUGUACCGCAACUACUGCCACCGUUCAACAGAGGGCAUGAGCCUCAAGAUGGUACUCAUGUGGACAAGUGGUGACACCUUCAAGACAGCCUACUUCCUGCUCAAUGGUGCACCCCUGCAGUUCUCGGUCUGUGGCCUGCUACAGGUGCUGGUGGACCUGGCUAUCCUGGGGCAGGCCUACGCCUUCACCCACCAUCCCCAGAAGCUGGUGCCCCACACAGCACACCCCUCCAGUGCCAAGGCCCUCUGAGGUGUUCAAGGAGUACAAGGACAUGUGACUAUCAGUGUGGGGCACUGGCCAGAGCCUGAGCUCCCUGUUCUGGAGAAGGGUCCUAUGGUCCAUGCAGGAGAAUGGCCAUGUGGCCAUGUGGGUGCGAGUUCUCAGUCAGCCUCUGGGUGGGGUACUCAGGGCAGGUGGGUGAGGGCCAGCAUUUCAUGCUCACCAGCAUAGGUGAGAAAGGCUGUCACACCCUGGGCUGGCCCUUGGGCAUUUUUAAGGUGGUGGACAAAGUGAGUGCCCUAUGUCCUCUUGGAAAACACUGACCUGACCCAGAAACAGGCUUGCAGUCAUAUAGUGGGGCUGUAGCCUCCCUGGGUAAGCCUGGAGGAAGAAGGCUUUCAGCUUCAGGGAUAACAGGUGGGGAUCCCAGCUGCAGGCAGCCCCGUCCUCACAUUCUGCCCACCUUUCGUGCCAAGAUAUGAUUCUGCUAUGCUUGGAGGUAGGCACUGCUGGCCUGAUGUGUCACUGUAUUUUGUCCCUUUCUGUUUAACUUGAGGUCAUGCCAUUCUCAGCAGCCCUGUGCUGACCUGGCCUUUUCUGGGCGUAGAGUUCUAGAUGCUUCUGGGUGGAUUCUACAGGUGGUAUCUUCCCUUCUUCUGGGCAGAGGGCCUCCUUCUGAUACAAAGGUCUCUGCUGUUUGCAUUCAGCACCAAAGCUCUGUUACAGCUACUGUGUAUUUUGCCGUGGUUGGAGGGAAAUCACAGCACUGUCUCCAACUUUUGAAUUUCCCAGAGAACUCUUGAGUGUUUGAGUGAGGCUCUUACCUCGUUCUUUAGCUUAUAAAGAUGCUUUGAAAAUGUGUAUUUUUUUUAAAUUG